Molecule: messenger RNA, 1799 nt
Organism: Bombyx mori (domestic silkworm)
Lineage: Eukaryota; Metazoa; Arthropoda; Insecta; Lepidoptera; Bombycidae
Gene: Tsen34
Product: tRNA-splicing endonuclease subunit Sen34
Exons: 7
Coding region: 877-1548 (223 amino acids)
Biological process (GO): tRNA splicing, via endonucleolytic cleavage and ligation; tRNA-type intron splice site recognition and cleavage
Cellular component (GO): tRNA-intron endonuclease complex
Molecular function (GO): tRNA-intron lyase activity; nucleic acid binding
Source: RefSeq, a predicted model, not a curated record
UUUUGGCGGGAACGCGAGGAGUGAAGUUGUGUGAUUUGUUUUAUUUUGUCUAUUUAGUGUUUCUUCAGGUUUAAAUGUGUAAUAAUGGUGGUUUAUUAACUGUUUAAUAUCUGUGAAAGUGCACAAAUGUGGGAAAAUGAAACAAAGCUGCUGGACGUAACUUCUCAGGUUCCUCCAAAAAGUCCACUGAAAAAAUCUCAGUAAAUGACCACCAUUUUACUGCAAUUAUAUUUCAUUCCAUAUCAUUUCAUUUCAUUAAAUUUCAUCCCAGUUGAUUAAUGUCUCAAAUUAAUCAUCUUCAUUUCAUUUCACUCCAUAUUAUCAUUUUUCAUAAAAUUAAGAAUAUAAAGUAAAAUAAGACAUGACUUAAAGGUCUUAGUUACCAGGUCAUAAAAUCUCUUAAAAAAAAAUCAAAAGAUAGUGACUUUUUGGCGGGAACGCGAGGAGUGAAGUUGUGUGAUUUGUUUUAUUUUGUCUAUUUAGUGUUUCUUCAGGUUUAAAUGUGUAAUAAUGGUGGUUUAUUAACCGUUUAAUAUCUGUGAAAGUGCACAAAUGUGGGAAAAUGAAACAAAGCUGCUGGACGUAACUUCUCGGGUUCCUCCAAAAAGUCCACUGAAAAAAUCUCAGUAAAUGACCACCAUUUUACUGCGAUUAUAUUUCAUCCCAUAUCAUUUCAUAUCAUUAAAUUUCAUCCCAGUUGAUUAAUGUCUCAAAUUAAUCAUCUUCAUUUCAUUUCACUCCAUAUUAUCAUUUUUCAUAAAAUUAAGAAUUUAAAGUAAAAUAAGACAUGACUUAAAGGUCUUAGUUACCAGGUCAUAAAAUCUCUUAAAAAAAAAAUAAUCAAAAGAUAGUCAUCAAAUAAGUUAAUCAACAAUUAUGAUACCGAUAUACGUUGAAAAAGGAAUUGGUUAUUUGUGGAACUCGGAACAUUGGUAUAUUUUACGUACUCAGCAUCGAAUAUGCUCUGCUUUCGUUGGCUCAGUACCUUCAUUUCCAAGGCAAAAUGAUUUCUUGGGGCUUCCGAUUGCAUUAUCUUCUGAAGAAACAGCAUUAUUGGUUGAAAAGAGGAUAUGUGAACUUCAUGAAAUGCCAGCUGAAUUUUGUAAAUAUGAACCAACAGAAAAGGAUAAAGAAUUAAUGGAAGAAUUUUUAAAAAAAGUACUUGAACAACAAGCAUCAGCAUUAAAGAAACGCAAAAUAGAACAAUUAUCACAAAAGAUUGAUAUCAUUGUGGCUGGGAAAAAGAAAAACCUCAUAAAUAAAGGGAUGUCUGAUGCAAAUAUUGAUAAAGAUGCAAUGUUAGAAGAAGAAAUAAAAAGAAUACAAGAUUUAGAUCCAGACCACACUUUAGUACAACUUCCACAAGAAAUGUAUAGAAAUAUAGAAACCAGUCCAGUAGGUUUGGAUGUAUUAAGACCAAAUAUUUUGGAAGGAGAUGGUGCCGUUAAGUAUUCUAUAUUCAAAGACUUAUGGGAGAAAGGAUAUUAUGUUACCAGUGGAUCAAAAUUUGGAUGUGAUUAUCUUAUAUACCCAGACAUGUCGCGUUGACUAUAAAAGCGUUACAAAGAUGAUACAAAGGAGUUCGCUUGGAUAGCUAUUAGAAAAUCCCACCGCUGGCUGAACCCGUGCUCGCCCACCUGUCCUGGAGAAAUUGGAAAGCCUCCAGGCCACCAGCAAUCCUUCAAUCAUCAAUUGUCGUAAUAAUUAUUAAGUUAGUUUAAUUUGUAUUCCGGUGAGAGUUUAUAUUUCACCCGUGCCCUAGCGCGUAACAAUAAAAAAAUCAGGAUUAAACCGUGAAA